Aspergillus calidoustus is the source of this 2280-nucleotide messenger RNA. Lineage: Eukaryota; Fungi; Ascomycota; Eurotiomycetes; Eurotiales; Aspergillaceae. The record is from the annotation of a GenBank genome assembly.
GCAAGUAGGAGAUGCUUAAAAAAUCGGAAUACUCUAGUAAAGAAUAUUAAUAACUACUCGCUGCUGAAGCAAGCCGCGUCAAAUUGAACACGUUAUUACUAUUGUGGCACAGGGAAUACUGAGCUGCGGAGAGGAACUCUUGAAAGGAAGGAGCGACCAUCGCGCUUUCCUUUCUUACCUUCAACUUGGAUACACCUCGCCAGGCCAUCGGCCGGUGUCUUUAACUUAGAGGAACUGCCCCAACUUCUUUCCCGCGAGCUUACAAUCACUCUCACCGCAUCUGCGUUCUAGGCCACCUUUUCCAUCCCAUCGACGCCAUCGAUCUUCCCUUUUGGCCUCACCCACAGCAUCCACUCAAUUGCGGGGAGCUUACGGCUCAGCUCACUUCUAUCUGAUAUUACCUUGCUGACAUGCCUCCCCGCGGUGCCCGGAAGGCUGCCCUCGAUGCUCUCCAGCCUCCUGAAGACGCUCCCAUCAAACGAAAACCAGACGAACAGCACGAUUUACUCUCCCCCCGACGGCAAUCGAAGCGCAUAAAGUCCAUCGAGCAGCUCCACGUUAAACCAUCCAGCCCCUUGCCUGCGACCCCCGGAGAGCAAUCGGCGUCGGCCACCCGCAAGACCCGGUCACCUCGCAAACCCCAGACUCAGGGUAAAGGACCCGUGGUGGUGAUCAAGGAAGAGCUUGAGGUAAAGGAGGAAGAGAUUUACACUGAGACAAAGGAUGCAGUGGUAGAAGAACAAACAAAAACUACCACGAAGGCAGCGAGAAAAGGGACCAAGAAAGACAAGAUCGAGAUGCCCCUCAGGGCUAGAACACAGGGGCUGCGCAUGUUUGUUGGCGCUCAUGUGAGCGCAGCGGGAGGUGUACACAAUGCUGUUAAUAACAGCGUGCAUAUCGGUGGAAAUGCCUUUGCGCUCUUCCUGAAAUCGCAGAGGAAAUGGGACAACCCUCCCCUCCAAGACGAACCUCGAGACAACUUUCUCCGUCUGUGCAAAGAGCAAGACUAUAAUGCGGCCAAAUAUGUUCUUCCACAUGGGUCAUACCUAGUCAACCUCGCACAGGAAGACAAAGCAAAGUCCAAGCAAGCCUAUGAUGCAUUCCUAGACGAUCUAAAUCGCUGCGAGUCUCUUGGAAUCAAACUCUACAACUUCCAUCCCGGCAGUGCAAACAGGAGCAGCUUUCCCGACGCACUCGCUCGACUUGCCAAGGCCCUAACCAAUGCUCUCUCUGCGACAAAGACCGUCGUACCAGUUUUGGAGACCAUGUGUGGCCAUGGCUCGACAAUUGGGGGCUCUCUAUCAGAGUUUCGCGACCUUCUUGCUUUGAUACCGAAGGAACAUCAUGCACGGAUCGGAAUCUGCAUAGACACUUGCCACAGUUUCGCGGCCGGAUACGACCUUGUCUCGCCCGAAGGAUUUCAAGCGUUCAUGAAGGAGUUUGAAGACAUGAUCGGAAUUCAGCAUCUCCGUGCGCUUCACCUUAACGAUUCCAAAGCGCCGCGUGGUAGCAAGCGUGACUUGCACGCGAACAUCGGUACAGGGUUCCUUGGCCUAAGAGCCUUCCACAAUGUCAUGAAUGAACCCCGAUUCGAAGGUAUACCCAUGAUUCUUGAGACACCAAUUGGUCGACCGCCAUCCACAUCCAAGGUCAUUCCAUCCACGACUGUCAACGAGCCCGGGGAAGACGACUACAAUGAAGAGGGAAACGAUGAUGAGAUCAAACUCAAGAAAACUGCGAAAAAGAAGCAAGCGAAGAAGCCAGCAACCGCGAAAACAGAGCUAGUAGACGAUUUUUCUGUUUGGGCGCGAGAGAUCGAGCUUCUAGAGUCAUUGAUCGGCAUGGACCUUGAGAGUCCCAAAUUCCUUGAGCUGGAGGCAGCGCUAUCCCAAGAAGGCCGAGAGACUCGCGACAAGCACAUGGAGCAGUACAAGAAAAAGCUAGAGGCCGAAGAGAAGAAGCAGGCUAAGGGUCAAGGCAAGCAGAAGACACUCAUGGAAAUGAUGAGUAACAGUAAGGCAAAGAAGAAGGCCACCAAGAAGAGUCGUGAUGAUGAAUCCGAAGAUGAGGGAUGUCAGAGUUGUUGAAUGUUUAUUGGGUCAAGGUGUGACUCGGGAAUAUAUAGAUCUUAUGGACGGGUGAGUCUUUUCGCUUUUCAUGGUGUUCGUUUCGAUUCUCUCUCGGCAUAUCUAUGGUGUCAAAAAUCCAUUUUAUGAAUUGACUCACUACUUGAAGAUACGUUUUUUACCUCAAUAAUGAUCGGAUGUGAUAACAUUGUGC